AUGUUAGUGGUGCGCUACUUAAUUGCAUUGGUCUUCUCCAUCUUUAUGAUGGCCACCUCGCUGAAGGUGGAGGAGCGCUAUAGGCGACAGCCAGAGUAUAAGAUAUCAACGCCAGAUCGUUUGGCGCUACAAAUGGAGCGACGUGUGGAGCAAACAAAGUUGCAACGCAGACGCUUGGGAUGCUGA
Messenger RNA from Drosophila busckii, 186 nucleotides. RefSeq lists its product as uncharacterized. The transcript has a single exon. The coding region runs from base 1 to 186 and encodes 61 amino acids. Lineage: Eukaryota; Metazoa; Arthropoda; Insecta; Diptera; Drosophilidae. The record is from RefSeq and is a predicted model, not a curated record.